GUUUGCUGUGUGGAGCAUGGGUUAUCUUUUUGGAUAUGAACCUAUACUCGUGAUGGCAGUGACAUUUAAACCACACCUUUAAUAGGAGUGCAGUGCGGAAUGAGGACACACAGCCUGGAGGAGUCAGGAUGCGAGGGGUGGUUUGGGGUUAGGAGAAUUUUAAGCCCCCAGCACGGACAGAGAAAUAUGUUCCGUGGUGCUUGGUCGUCUGAUGCCAAACUCGAUGGCAAAACAGUUAUCAUUACUGGAUCCAACACUGGUAUCGGGAAGGAAGCCGCCAUAGACCUGGCGAAGAGGGGAGCACGCAUCAUCAUGGCAUGUCGAGAUAUGGAGAAAGCAAAUGCCGCUCUGAAAGAUGUGACCGAAGCUUCCGGAAGCCAAAACAUUGUUGUGAAGAAACUGGAUUUGUCAGACACAAAAUCAAUCAGGGAGUUUGCUGAGUUAAUCAAUAAGGAGGAGAGCCAACUGAAUAUUCUAAUCAACAACGCUGGAGUGAUGGUGUGUCCAUAUGGUAAAACGGCAGACGGAUUCGAGACACAAAUUGGCGUAAAUCACAUAGGACCUUUCCUUUUGACCUACCUGCUGUUGGACCUGAUUAAGAAGUCAGCGCCGGCGAGGAUCAUCAACGUAUCCUCCGUAGCGCACAAGUAUGGCUCCAUCAACCUUGAAGACCUCAACAGCGAGAAGGCCUACAGCAAGUCGGCGGCGUACAGUCAGAGCAAGCUGGCCAACGUGCUCUUCACGCGCCUGCUGGCCACCAAGCUGAAAGGCACGGGAGUGACUGCAUACUCCUUGCAUCCCGGGGUGGUCCAGACGGACCUGUGGCGGCACCUGAACAAGGCGGAGCAGGCUGUGAUGUGGAUGGCACGGCCCUUCACCAAGACCUCCGUGCAGGGGGCACAGACCACCAUCUACUGCGCAGUGGAGCCAGAGCUCGCCACCGAGAGCGGCGGAUACUAUAGUGACUGUGCCAAGGCAACGUGCUCCACAUUGGGCAGUGACGACAAGAUGGCCCAGGACCUAUGGGACCUCACCUGCAAGCUGCUGAACAUCACAUGGGACUGAAUACAUACAAAGCCGUCUUCCUACAGCCAACUGUGUUUUGAUGACGGGCACUGGUGUGUUUUCUUUAUUGAGCAUUGCAUUUUCCAGCCUGCUUCUACAUGCAGGAGUGUACCCAGAGUUUCCUCCAGCAGUUGCUUGUUUAAUUAAGGCAACCACCUUGACAACAACCUACCAUCUUGACUAGGUAGCUUGAAACGAUAAAGCUUUUAUAUUGUGAAUAUAUUUUUGUUGCUUUAAAAAAAAUCUAUCAUAUCUAUAUCAUCGUAUUUAUCAUAUUUAUAUCAUGAUUUCAUCAUAUUUCAUAUGAAACUGCACAACAUAGCCUUUCCAGUCACGACAGUUGGAUGUCUCUGAUACCGGCUAACCUCCAACCCACCUUGAUAAACAAAUUUUCUGCAGGAAACCCACAGCUCUGUGUUGAGUCUGGUUAGAAAAGUGUCACUGGCACCGGCAUCACACUGUCAAAAUAUCUUUUCCACUUUGCCAAUAUCAAAUUCUCUUGGUUAACGAAACUAAACGAAAGAAUGCUAAGACAUGCCCAGACUAAAACAAUCCCUAAUCCUGACCCGUAAAGAAAGGAAAUUAGAAAACUCUUCAGAGGUCCCAGCCGUGGCUCAAUCGGCUUGGCACUCGACUGCUACACCGGCGACCCACAUUCAAUUCCAGCCCAAGGUAAUUUGCCAAACCCUCCCGGUCUCUCUCUCCCCACUAAUUUCCUGACUUCACUAACUUAUGAUAAUAAAUGCAGAAAAAGUUCAGAAAAAUACUUGAAAACUAGAAAUGCACUCAAAAAGUGCAGACCUCCGUUUGAUUGAACAUUUGACUGUUACGCCCUAUUUUAAUUUUAAGUCUUUCAGCGCUUUUUGUGGAGUUAGGAACUGGAAUGUCCGGUUUGAUAUGCUAUCUGGAUUCGUACCAACUGGCGACUGUAGAUGUUAGAAGCAAUGGUGAUUGGUCAUAAGUAAUGUCACUCUUAUUUAAGAUUGAUAGAAUUUAGUUUUGAGUAGUUUUGUCUGUGUUUCUAUCAUCUGGAGUCGCCACUUGAUAUGGGGCCCCAGAUAGUCUGUCAUACCGGAUCACCAUCAAAAUGUAAUCACUUGUUCCUUUUCCAACAACUGUACACAAUUUCAUCCAAAUCUGUGUAUAACUUUUUGUGUUAUCCUGCUGGCAGACAGACAAACAAACAAACAGACAGAAAAACCACAACACCGAAAACAUAAUCUCCUUGGUGGAGGUACAAAGAAAAAUCUUGAGAGAACAUAAGACUGUGGGAACACAUAGGGCUGCCCUCUUUCAGGCGGCACUGAGACUGAAAAUGUCCUGCCACUAGUCCACUAACCUCCAAUGCCUAUGGGACGUGGGCAGGGGGGUUCCAAGGAAAGUGGUUCAGUGGCAAUGCAGGUUAAGUGAAUCUGAAAGAAGUGGUAAAUCUGUUAAUAGAAGAGCCUGGAAUCCCCAACAAAAUAACACCUGCAGGUGAUCUAUUAGUAGAUUAGCUUUACCACUAAGGUGCUGUUUCCAUGUAGCAGGAUAUUUUUGAAAGCGCAUUGGUUUUGGCCCUCCGUUUCCACGUAAACAUAGUUUUAAAAUCCACAUAUCAAAAAUCCGUCUUUAAAAAUAUCCCAUUUAGGGGGCUAAAACGCACCUCUUUUUUUUUUAAUCCACGUUGCGCUUACACCUUAACAGAAGAAAAAAAAUCCACAUUAAAAAAAUAUCCGUCCACGUGUAAACAGCAUCUAACUUAGCCAGUUUUAUCACUUAACCAUUUUCUUGGAAUAGUCAGGAUGUGUUACGUUUACAAACGCACAAAAUUGAAAAAUACCACAUUGUGUUACCACAGAAACCCCACAAAGACACCUUCAUAAUUGUAUUACAUUUUAAUCAAAAAGCUGUCCGUUGAUUGUUUGGUAGAUUCAGGGUGUAAUGUCAUUUUGUACAUUUGUUUACAUGCACUAAUGGACCAUUCUUUGCUUGAAUAUAUUUAUUGACUAACUAUGAGGAAUACCAGAAAAAUAUUCAAUGAUUUACUAUGUUUACUUCUUAGCUUUUAUACUGUAAUAAUAUACAGAAUUGGUAGGAUGAAUCUUUUCUAACAGAGUAUUUUUCAAAACCAAGUACACUAUACUGUGUUUUAAUAAAACUCUAAUGAACUGGAUUCGGAUGUGAUUGGAGGAUCUGUUGGGUUAGAGGAGCUUCACUAGAGUCAGGUCAAGUUGGCUUUAUUGUCAACAUGCACUGGUCAUACAAACAUUAGAAAUUACGUUACUUACUGUCCCAUGCAGACAUACAGCAUUUUCACACCUGGUCCCUUUCAGCCUCCUAAGCGAACUCAGAGUAGUGACUCAGCAUUUUUGCCGCAUAUGUGAACGCUCCAAAGUAGGGCUGGGACUCGAUUAAAUUUUUUAAUCGAAUUAAUCUAUAGGCUUUGAAAUUAAUUAAUCGCAUUAAUUGCAUUUUAAUCGCAUUUAAAUAUCUGAC
Messenger RNA from Engraulis encrasicolus (European anchovy), 3543 nucleotides. RefSeq names its product retinol dehydrogenase 12, like (gene rdh12l). The transcript is spliced from 7 exons. Lineage: Eukaryota; Metazoa; Chordata; Actinopteri; Clupeiformes; Engraulidae. Bases 100 to 1065 code for a protein of 321 amino acids. The record is from RefSeq and is a predicted model, not a curated record.